Yamadazyma jaroonii is the source of this 1668-nucleotide messenger RNA. The record is from the annotation of a GenBank genome assembly. NCBI's taxonomy places the organism in Eukaryota, Fungi, Ascomycota, Pichiomycetes, Serinales, Debaryomycetaceae.
AUGAUCGAAUUCACUUUAUUGGACGUUUUUAAAAAACAUAGUAAAGAUCAACAGAUCGACGACAACGAUUUUGACACCCAAGAUGAUGAAAAUUAUCAAAAAGGUGCAUUGACCAAUUUGGACAUAUUAGCUCGUAAGCAACAAGAGUUGGAUCAUGGAAUGACAAGGUGGCAGGGUUUUAAGACUUAUAAAGCCAUAAGCUUUUAUGUUGCAGUAUUAGUGUGGACUAUGAUUUUAUGGGGUUAUGAAAACCAAGCUGGUGGAAUGGUCAUUUCCAUACCUCAGUUCAGAAAAGAUUUUGGUUAUGCUUAUGGUGAGUCGUAUGUUUUGCCUGUUCAAUGGCAAAGUGCUAUCAGUGGUGGUCCUCAGGGAAGUGUAGCCAUUGGGUCCAUUGUGGGAUCUCUCUUGGCUGACAGAAUAGGUAAACGUAGAGCGUUGUUAUUUGCAUCUUUGUUUUCCAUCCCAUGGAUCACUUUGGAGUUUGUUGCUGUUACCAUUGAAGUGUUUUUUGUCGGAAAAUUGAUGAAUGCUUUCUGUUUAGGUAUAAUAGCAUCUUGUGCCAUGGCUUAUACUUCAGAAAUUGCUCCUUUACCUCUUAGAAGUUUGUCAUCAGGAGCAGUUGCUUUGGCAUUAUGUAUUGGUCCAUUCUGUUGUGUGUUGAUCAAUAACACCACAAGUACUUAUACGUCAAGAAUGGCAUACAGAGGUAUUUUCAUUCCUCAAUGGAUAUUUGCAGUGAUCUCCGUUUUGGGACAAUGCUUUAUUCCAGAAUCUCCAUAUUGGUUGAUAGCUAAAGGUAGAGACAAAGGUGCCGUAAAAGAGUUGAAAAGAAUGUACAGUAAAGAUAUCAAGUCACAAUAUGCUUUGAUGAAAGUUACUGUAGAAGAAGCUUCAUUGAUCUCCUCACAAGCCGGUACAUACCUUGAUUGUUUUAAAAAGAAAGAUUUACGUAGAACUUUGUUAGUCAUCUUCCCAUAUUUCAUGCAAACGUUCGGGGGUGUAGGAUAUGUUACAAAUUACUCGACCUAUUAUUACCAAGUUUCGGGCUACGACACCAAAAAAUCCUUUCAAAUAGCUUGUGGUGCUCAGGCAAUGUCUGUCUUUGGUGUGUUUUGUUCUUUCUUCAUAGUAGACAGAUUAGGUAGAAGACCCUCAAUGAUGAUAGGUAUGACAUGUUUAACAUUAGUUAAUUUGAUGAUAGCAGUUACCGGUUUGAACUUGAAUAAUCGACCAGCAGUACAAACUUCAGCAGCAUUCAUGGCCAUGUAUAAUUUCUUCUACAAUAUAGGUAUAGGUGCAUUACCUUAUAUUUUGGGGAAUGAGAUUCUGUCAAUCUUUUUAAGAGUCAAAUCCAUCGCUAUAGCAAAUUUUAUAAAUAACGCUUUCCUUUGUAUGUGGACAGUAAUCUUACCAUACAUGUUCAAUCCUGAUGAAGGUAACAUGGGUUCUGCCAUAAAUUUCAUUUUCACAGGGUUUUCAUUUAUUUCAUUAUUUAUAUUCUGGUUAUUCUUACCAGAAACUUCACAUAGAUAUUUUGAAGAAAUCGACGAGUUAUUCGCCUUAGGAGUUAACCCACGUAAAUGGAGGUCUUUUAAGACUGAGAAACAAGUCAGGACUGAAGAAGUCACUAAUCCAAAAGCCACGGUUGAAUUUGUUGAGAAAGUAUAA